UGAACUGUGAUAUAAUGAGUAGAAGUCACUGCUUAGUUCUAAAGCAGCAAGAAGCUUAGAAAUGAGUUCUUUUACAGUCUUGUAUGUUUCUCUCUGUAUUUUCUUUGUUCAGUUUCACCACACUUUGCAAGCAACACCACCCAUUUUAUUCAGUUUUGGAGGUACGGGCGCGGAUACAGGUGGAUAUGUCCCUGCCUCUGGAGUCUAUAUCGGUAUGCCCCAUGGUAGUACGUUCUUCCGCAAGGGGACCGGCCGGUUUGGUGAUGGACGCCUGAUUAUCGAUUUCCUCUGUGAAAGUUUGAAGGUGAAGUACCUGAGCCCAUUUUUGAAGUCAUUGGCACCAGAUUUUCGAAGUGGUGCGAAUUUUGCCAUCACGGGUUCAAAAACCACCAUGGAUAUAUGGGCGCCCUUUUCACUAGACGUGCAAGUUAAACAGUUCUUUCACUUCCAGCUCCGUUCACUCCAACUCCUCUCACAAGGUCACAAAGAUAUGACAACUGAAACUGGAUUCAACAAUGCGCUUUACAUGAUUGACAUCGGACAAAACGAUCUUUUAGAUGCCUUAUAUCUAUCAAACUUAACUGCACCACCAGUACUCCAAAAGAUUCCAGCAAUGCUUGCAGAAAUCAAGUUAGCCGUUCAGAAUCUUUAUAAAACUGGUGCCAAGAAGUUUUGGAUACACAACACCGGACCGCUAGGUUGUGUCCCGAGAGAGUUUGCUCGUCACCCUCAUAACAACACGGAUCUUGAUGCAAUUGGAUGUUAUAAGGUUCACAAUGAUGUGUCGAUAGCUUUUAAUAAAGGUUUGAAGGCUCUUUGUGAAGAACUGAGGUCAACAUUUAUAGAUGCAACCAUUGUCUAUGUUGAUAUAUAUAGAAUCAAAUUCGACCUUUUUGCCAGAUACAAAAGAUAUGGUUUUAGGGUUAAGUGACAAAAUGCCCCAAAAUCGACCCCUAGGUUUGAAAAUGCCCCGGACGUUAGCCACACAAACCAGAGAUAGAGAGACAGGAGAGAUCUGUAAUCACCCAUGAGAGAUUGAGAGACAGGAAUAAGAAGAGAAGUUCUUGCUCGAUUAGACGGAAUAGAUGCAAGGCAAGGUGUUCGUGGACAGGUGAAUAACAGGUAAAAGUUAACCUUACUUUUGUUUUGUGUUUUGAUUACGGUUUCAGAUCGUACAAAUGAUGGGUUUCACCAUUGUUCUAAUCCGUGUCAGAGAGAGAUUGAGAGACAGGGAGACGAUGAACUUCAGGAAGACGAUGAGAGAUUGAGAGACAGGAAGACGAUUUAGUUUAAUCGGUGAUCCAACUUUUGCAGAGAAGAGUUGAGUUGAUGGUGAACUGUGUUAAAUGUAGAUGAAGUUGUAAGUUAUGAUGAUUGUGUAUUUGAUUGUAUUGAAGAUAAAAAAUGAACUAGAAUGGAAAUGAAUCGCAGGUUGGAUGAUGUUUUUGUAGUCAAGGUGGUGCUGAAGUGCAUAGAAAUAUGCUAAUGCUGAUUGUUAUGCUAAUGUUGUUUCAUCUUUUUGACAUGCUGUUUGUUUCAUCUUUUUGACAUGCUAAUUUGUUAUAUUAAAAAAUGAACUUGAUUGUUAUGCUAAUGUUGUGGUGCUGAAGUGCAUAGAAAUAUGUUGAUGAAAUGCAACUGCAUUAUGAAGUGGAUUUAGGUAAGAAAUUGAAUAAUGCCACGGCUGUCAUACCUCCUGUUAAAAUGAUUAAGUCUUAGGUACAUACUGGGGCAUUGAAAAAUCUUAUCUUUUCUGGACUAAUAUUUGUUAUGAACAACGAGUAUCAUGUGUUCUGCAACUAGAUAUAUAUAUACUUCAAAGGCCUUUAUUUGUAUGCAUUGCAGUUCUCACUUUCAAAGCCUAGUUUCUGUUUCGAAAAGGAAAUCUGCUCUCUUCACCUGGUUUCAUUUGAUACUGCUUCUUUCAGUUAAAGAAUCACACUUAAUACGCACUUAAUAGCAUUGUCUGAACUCUAUGAAAUGACCCCAGAGAGACUGUAAAUAGCAUAUUUGAUGUGUUACAUUGUUGGAUAAAAACUAAAAAACAAAAAACCAGUCUUGUGUUUUUGGCGUUUGCAGUUUGCCUCUCCUGCAGUUCAAUUUGCCAAAAUUUUGUCGGUCAACUAAUGUACCCAGAGUCAAAGUUUUUGUGGGUCAGUGGUGAUCCUGGAUAGCAUCCAUGGAAAAAAUUAGGAAGAAUGAUUAAACGACUUGAACAGAUAUCUCUUUUUUGCUCUAAAGGAAAUUCUGAAGGCAUUUCUGU
Papaver somniferum (opium poppy) is the source of this 2263-nucleotide messenger RNA. RefSeq names its product GDSL esterase/lipase At3g62280-like. The coding region runs from base 62 to 931 and encodes 289 amino acids. Gene Ontology annotation, molecular function: hydrolase activity, acting on ester bonds. Lineage: Eukaryota; Viridiplantae; Streptophyta; Magnoliopsida; Ranunculales; Papaveraceae. The transcript has 7 exons. The record is from RefSeq and is a predicted model, not a curated record.